Messenger RNA from Rangifer tarandus platyrhynchus (Svalbard reindeer), 330 nucleotides. The record is from the annotation of a GenBank genome assembly. Lineage: Eukaryota; Metazoa; Chordata; Mammalia; Artiodactyla; Cervidae.
AUGUGGACUGGUGAGAGUGAGGAGAUAGAGGAAGGGGAGAGAAAGAGAUGGAAGAAGGUGGGCAGAAGGGGAGAGAGACCCCUAGUGGGAGUCAAUAGGGGUCAAGCCAAAGAAGAAAAGCACAAGGGCCAAGGAGGCACCAGCAGAGGGCUGAGGCGGGAGUCAGGCAAGCCCUGGAGCGCCAGCAUGGAGCCAGGUGUCCGGUGGGGGCAGGGAGCCCACAGGUGCCUGAGCUGGUGGGCAGUCUCCCGUCACAAACAGGGCCCAGGAACGGCCUGUCCAGGGCAGAGACCAGAGGUCAGAGGACAGAGCACAGCAGUCCACCGAUAG